AGUCGCUUCGGCCCAAUACCGCCCAAGCCCCCGCUUCCACGGCGCAGGGCGAUGACGGUGCUCACCUCGGCACCUGUCCUGGCACUGAUAUUCUUAGCGCCAGGGGUUGGCGCGGCCGGCCCGGGCGCGGCCUUCGACCUGGGCGUGGUUGGGGCUGGCGCCGGAGGCGCUUACGCCGCCUGGAGGGCUGCGGUGGCCGGCAAGUCGGUGUGCGUCUUCGAGCGCGCAGGGAGGCCUGGUGGUCGGAUCCACUCUCUGCGGGGUCAGGGGCCCAGGAAGGACCUCGUGGUUGAGGCCGGGGGCUACCGCUUCGCUCCAAAGCCAGUGCACAUGCACACCGGGAAGUUCGACUGGACAAUCAGCACGCCCAUCACGGCGGCGGUGAUCAACGAGCUGAAUCUCACGUCGGUGUCCUACAACCCAAACGCGUCGGACUGGGACCACGGCAUGCACAAGAUCGUGGGCGCGGACGGGCAGGACGUGGGGUACCUGACCUUCAUUGAGAGGCUGCUGGACUUGGCCGUCGCCCACGGGGCCAAGGUGUUGUACAACACAACGGUCGUGGGCCUGGGCAUGAAGGGGGAAGGGGUGCUGCUGCGCCAUAGCGGCGGCGAGGCCCUCGCGAAGUCGGUGGUGCUGAACCUUCCCCAGCGGCCCGCGAUCGAGCUGCUCCGCGGCAGCGACCCGUCCAUCGCAUCUCAUUUCCCGAGGCCGCUCUACGAUCCAGUGUCGUACCCGAUCAUGAAGCUGUACGUCCAUUACGACGACGCUUGGUGGCGCAACGACCUUGGCCUUGUCGCGGGGCCAUUCAUGAACACGGAGCCGCCGCAGACCGGAAGGGGGCACACGUUCGGCGUGCCCACGGUCAGCCCAGUGCCGCUCCAGGGCCAGUACCACGACGGCCACGUACGCUGCGAGUCGCCGCCCUCCCGAGGUUGCCGAGGAUACCUGCAGGCCUUCUACGGCGGCGACAACGCGAUGUACACCGGCGGCGUCGACGGGGCUAUGAAGUUCUUCGCGCCUUUCGCGGACACCAUUGCGGCGGACUCCGUCACCCACAUCGGCCGCGACCAGCCGCACCAUGUCGAGCUGCUCGAGGCCCUCCACAGCUCGCUGCUCGGGCUCCACCGGCCGGCCCUCGACGCGGUGAACGCCACCGGAAGGGUCGCCAACCUGAGGCCCACCAGCGCCGUCCUGUCCAUGUGGACGGAGGGCGUCGCGGGCAUCAACGCCGGCUGCCACGCGCCCAAGCGGCUGCCGGGGGGCGAGUCGCCGCCGCCAGACCAGCUGCCCAAGGCCGCGCUCGAGCCGAUGCCCGGGCUCCCAGUCCUCGUGGCGAACGAGGCCUUCGGCCCCGUCGGCUGCUUCGCGGAGGGCUCGCUGUCGAUGGCGGAGGCGGCCGUGAAGAGGCUGUACCCGGGCCUGCGCGCCGUGGCCGGGCUCCCCGAGGACCUGCAGGCGGCGGGCGUGGCGGCGCCGCCGACUGACCCUUCCCUGCUACUGGGGCGUGCGGCGAUGGGGUCGCCCGAGCUGGAAACGCUGCAGGUGAUCUGAAGCACUGGCCCGGUGGUCGCUCUGGGAGGAUCGAGGAACACCAAGGAGAAAUAGCUGCUUCUCGUCACCCUGGCCCCCUCGAGUCUCUAUCGAGGGAGGGGAAGGCUGAAGGAUGGACGCAGAUACAGGCACGUACAGAUCUGCCGUGCAGGCAGCAUGCCUUGUAGCUCUGGGGAGCACGAGUCCCAGCCCCGAGUGGGAGAGCGUGCUCGUGGCCGCCUUCCGCCCUGUUUCCCGCGGCAUUUUUCUGGAAGCUUGCGCUGCAGGUUGGACGGGCACGCCGCUGGCUUCUGAACUUCGCUUGCUUGUUAUAUCGAACACUUAUAUGCGGUGUGAUCAGCAUCGGAAGCCACAAGCGACAGUCUCGAGUGGUGGGAAGCGCAUGCCGGGGGAUCAGUUCGACCCGGCCAGAGGCGUCGCAGGCAGCGAGCGCUGCCAAGUUGCAGCCCGUGUCUGCGCUUCGAUCCUUGCCCGUCAGAGGACUCUGAGCCGCGUGCGAUUUUCCGUUCCUGCGCUGUUGUUAAGGACGAUACCUUGGCGCAGGAAAA
This is a messenger RNA of Prorocentrum cordatum, 2102 nucleotides long. The record is from the annotation of a GenBank genome assembly. Lineage: Eukaryota; Dinophyceae; Prorocentrales; Prorocentraceae.